This is a messenger RNA of Lachancea mirantina, 786 nucleotides long. NCBI's taxonomy places the organism in Eukaryota, Fungi, Ascomycota, Saccharomycetes, Saccharomycetales, Saccharomycetaceae. The record is from the annotation of a GenBank genome assembly.
AUGUUUCUAACUAGAAGCGAAUACGAUAGAGGAGUGAGCACAUUCUCACCUGAAGGUCGUCUUUUCCAGGUGGAAUAUUCCCUGGAAGCGAUCAAAUUAGGGUCGACAGCUAUUGGAAUUGCGACGAGUGAGGGCGUCGUUUUGGGCGUUGAGAAGAGAGUAACAUCACCACUACUUGAAAGUGACUCAAUUGAAAAGAUAGUGGAAAUAGACAAGCAUGUUGGGUGUGCUAUGAGUGGCCUGACGGCGGAUGCCAGGUCUAUGAUCGAGCAUGCUCGAGUGGCGUCUGUAACUCAUAACCUGUAUUACGACGAGGAGAUAGCUGUUGAGUCAUUGACUCAGUCGGUAUGCGAUCUGGCGUUGAGGUUUGGUGAGGGUGCUGCUGGUGAGGAGAGACUUAUGUCGAGACCUUUCGGAGUAGCGCUUUUGAUAGCCGGUUACGACAAGGACGAAGGAUAUCAACUAUAUCACGCCGAACCCUCGGGAACAUUCUACAGAUAUAAUGCCAAAGCCAUUGGCUCUGGAUCUGAAGGUGCGCAAUCAGAACUGCAAAACGAAUGGCAUUCGUCUCUCACAUUGAAAGAGGCGGAGCUUCUAGUUUUGAAGAUUUUAAAGCAAGUCAUGGAAGAGAAACUUGACGAAAACAAUGCUCAAUUGAGUAGCAUUACAAAAGAUGAUGGGUUCAAAAUAUACAGUGACGCAAAAACAGGUUCCAUUAUUACCGAUCUCAAGGAAAAAGAAGAACAAGAGAAACAAGGCGACCAGGAUGUUGAAAUAUCUGACUGA